This is a messenger RNA of Diaporthe amygdali, 2049 nucleotides long. RefSeq lists its product as uncharacterized. The record is from RefSeq and is a predicted model, not a curated record. Lineage: Eukaryota; Fungi; Ascomycota; Sordariomycetes; Diaporthales; Diaporthaceae. The transcript has 2 exons. The coding region runs from base 1 to 2049 and encodes 682 amino acids.
AUGCGCCGAGCCGCCUCAAAGGACGUCCCCAAGCCUCUCGAUGCCAGAUGGGCUGAUGUUCUCCUCGUUCUUCCCUCCAUCGCUCAGGAUGCGCCAGUAACAGACAUAGCCUCCUCUCUCGCCUUUUUCACUGGGCCAGGAUGCGACUACGGCAGAGCGGCAGCCACUGAGUUUGGUAAAGACUAUCUUGGCAAAUUCGAGAAGCAACAGCGCCAAAAGAAAGCGAAGAAUCGCACGGCCGCUCUUGGACGACCUGUGUCAGCCGCGAGGGAGGACCAUCGUCCUUCCCCGGACACGGCAGCUAGAAAGCCAGAGAAGGAGGCAUCGGCCACAGAGGACCAGCCGCAGGUUCCGUUGGACAGCGACUCAUUUAUUGACCCUCCAACGGCAAUUCCUGACGCGGAUCCGGAUCUCGUCAUAGGACUCUUCCCACGGCGUUCUUUGUCACCUCAAGCUUCAUCCGCUGACGAAGACACUUUGAGCACUUACUACAGUCGCAUUGGCUAUCUACCUCCUCUUAGCGAAUCAACUCUGGAAGUCGUUCGGCAGGUGUUAGCGGAUCCUACCAUGGGUGCUGGAGCAGGUCGACUCACGACUGAGUCAGAACAACAAGACGGUCUUGUCGGUCGGAAUGUAAAUUGGUACCCAUGGCCUGACCCUUAUCGCACAGUAAUAGAGUCACUACCAACUUCAAACCAUGAGGCUGCAAUUCCGUCACUAUCAACAGAUGAUGAGGAAGAAAAGAACAAGAAAUGGGAUGAUGAUUUGGCGAAAUGCAGGCUAGAUCCCCAGGAGUUUGUUUUCCAACGAACGGUAAUGAUGUCAAUGGUGAACCGACACCGCUUCAUCUACGACACAAAGGGGGUUCUUGAUUUCGCAGUCGAGAGGGUGUGGACUUGCUCGCCAAUGCCGACACGGGCACUCUUGGAAGAAGAUGGCAAGACGCUCCCUAUGUCACAGCCCGACAUCUCUAUUGCAUUUCGCAGGACCGCUGUAAUUAACGAUCAUUACGAAACCCUUCCGCCAACGGUGCGUCAAUUAGUAUGUUACGAAGGCUUGAAAGCAGCUCAGCAACUUCGUGCCUUCCAUUUCUUCGCGAUUGAGGCAAAGAACACAUACAAGAGUCUCCGUGAUCCAGUUUCCCAGUUCCAAGUUCUGAAUACCGCCAGCCAGUCACUGCACAACAUGUACGAGUUCUUCAACGAAGCUGGCCCAGAGCACCUAGCAAACUUCUUCGACAAGGUUAGAGUAUUCACCGCUGUGUCAACGACCGAUGGCAUCAUCAUUCGAGUUCACCGGGCUUGUUUGACCAGGGAGUUCCGCGGAGCAAACCCAUCCCAUCCGGACUUGCCGCCCCCUAAGGAUCACAUAGUCCCCGACUAUCCACUUCAAUUUGAAUAUGAUAUCUAUUUCGAAGCACAUGCCAAUGACUUCACCCGCAAGACAGUUUUAUCUACGCUAGAAAAAAUCAUAAUCAACUACGGGGCUGGGAAACUCCUCGGCCUUUUGCAAAAUGCAGCGAAGGUUGUCGCCAAGAAUUUCAAGGCUCACAAACUGAAACGGAAAAAACACUACUACUCUCACCACCAGAACUCAGAGAAGAAAGGUGGAAAGAGCACCCCUGCGCCGUCUCAUAUAUCACAAGUGACGGCAGAAACCUCCAAUCAUGGUUCUUUGCAACAGGAAUUAUAUUCAAAGAACAUACAACUGAUGCAUACCUUGAACAAAACAAGCAGUUCUAGAAUCAACGAUGACCCUGAGCAUGAACCGCCUGCGUCCACACCCCCGACUUCAGAACAGAUAUUAGUUCGAGACCCUAACGCGAGCCUGUCCGAGAACUUUGAGAGUGGGCUCAAUGUCGACGACCCUGUACGCUCCAGUGCGGAGCAGCCGAGGCCGGCGACCGUGCCUAGCCAGAGAGAUGCCUUGCCGCCUCGGCAACCAGCUGGCAAACGUCGUGAAGUCCAUGGGAGCGAGGUCGCGGGACAUCAACCCCGGGCUCGGUCCAGUCGCCCCACGCGUUCCAAUAAGAAGGCGCGAAUCGAAUAG